Lytechinus pictus (painted urchin) is the source of this 6678-nucleotide messenger RNA. RefSeq lists its product as uncharacterized. The transcript has 27 exons. NCBI's taxonomy places the organism in Eukaryota, Metazoa, Echinodermata, Echinoidea, Temnopleuroida, Toxopneustidae. The coding region runs from base 158 to 4291 and encodes 1377 amino acids. The record is from RefSeq and is a predicted model, not a curated record.
AUAGCAAAACUGUAAAAAUAUUUUCAACAACCAAAUCGAGCCGUUCGAGUUCUUACGAUUACUUUGACGUUUAUAUCCAUCUCACAACCUAUUUCUGUCCAUUUAGAUCUUCAAUGUGGACAGUCAUUCCUUGGGUCAUUCAUUUCAGAAGGAAAUUAUGACUUCAGAAAACUUAAGAAACCUGGCUGUCCUUCGAUCUGCAACCAGCAUCGCUGACGAAAUCAAAGCCUUGGAAGCCAUUAAAUCCACCCUUACCCAGGGCCAGACAGACCUCAGAUCCUCCUUCGAUCUGGAAGAAGAGUUUCUCAGCUUUGCCUCAAAAAAUCUUGGGGAUGAGGAGGUGUUUGAUGACCCUUUCCCAAGAACACCCCCAGAGAGCAUCUUUCCUGGACAGGAUGAUCUGGACCAGCUGACAUGCUAUGUGUUUAGACGUCGGUAUGGUUGGUCCGAGGCUGCCACAAGCAUCGGCAAGGAUGACAGGGUCGGUGUCACUGCAGGGGUUCUCGAAGGCAGUGGUGUCAUGACUGCUCCCCAGCAGAAAAACCAGGUUAUACUCAAGAACAGACUGAAUGAGUUGUUGGAUGAAUUUGUGAGAUGGUAUAUGGCACAACCGAUAGGCAAACCACUAUUACAAAGUUUUCGAUAUACUCUUGCUCAAGCUGGUGACAAGCCGGUGGUCAGAAACCAAACGGUCAUCCACACCAUGGACUGGUUGAAACUCCACAAAUCCCAUGAUGGUAUCCAUGACAAUUACUCCGAUAUAGCCACGCUGGUCAUGGUUGGUCUGACGGACAUAUGGUCAGCUAUCAGGAAGGCCUCUGUCUCGAGGCUUCCUAUCAUUCUGGCCAGCUUGACCGUUGAAGAAGCUGAGAACUUCUUUGAAACGUUGGCCAAGAUAUGUCAGAGUAAAGAGAGCAGCUGGCAGUCUAUAGAGGGAGCCCUCAUGGCAAUCAACUCACUGCUUCGGAGAUUCCAGUGGAUCAGCCGUGAACCUGUUGAACCUUUCUUUCGGGGUCCUGUUGAUAAGAAUAAAUACUUUGUGAAGUAUGGAAGUGAAGAACUGACUAAUAUCCCAGCAUUCAUCACCAGUCGGAUGCAUUCCAUUGUGUACCCUCUUCUAGCUCAUCAGCAGCUUAGCGUCAGAGAGUGUGCCAUCAAGGCUUUCACCACAUUCCUUUCGAAAUGUGAAUUUCAGGAAGCCCUUUCGUCUUUCUCAGAGGCCAUAUCUAGAUUGGACCGAGGCUCUCACCUUCUUUCAUCGCAAUCAAAGACUGAAGAUCGACCACACCAUCAGGUACCUCACCAGGCUGUUAUGAAGAAAGAUUUCAAGUUUCUCAAUGCCUACGAGGCCGAAGGCUUGCUUGGAGUAUGCCUGUAUCUUGUCAAACACAUUCCACCUGGCUUUUUGCUACCAAAAUGGCCGUUCUACUUCUCAGUGUUUAGCUUAUAUCUCAUGCAUCCUGCAUCGACAGUCCGUCAAGCCACCAGCGAACUUUUCAGAUAUUUAGUUGUCAAGGAUUGCAACAACUCUGCCCUGUUGAAGCUUGUGCUACAGGGUCUGGGUGCCCACUGGGGUAUCAGCAUCAAGUACAUGAGCCAGCCAGCACACACACUCUCCCAUUUUCACACUCUGUCACAUGACCACUCCAAUCCCACCGCUGCCACCAGUCAUAACGCAACCUCAGCUGACAUGCAGCAGGACGUAUCAAAAAGGUCACAGGUGAUCAACAGGAUCGAAGGUCACAAGGUCAACAUUAGGGUGACCCCAGAUGAGCAGCGGCCGGAUGAGACUCUUGAGGGGUCUAGACCCCGAGUAGGAACAAUGGGAGAGGUCACAUCUCAGAGUCCAAGACAAAAUAGGCGUAGGCAGCAGCCAUUCUACGGGCAGGGCAAGGCCAUCAGUAUUGUCAAUGUCAGUCAACUUGAAGGAGAUUACUCAACAGUGCCCGUUGACAGUGUUCUGUGCAAAGCAUGGGAGUGGAGAGAAGGCAGACUGUUUGCUUACGAGCUCAUCAUGAAGUUCCUUAUCGUCAACCACAUCCACUACCUGUUCCCUACCUUUGCCAUGCAACCGAUGAAGUUCAAUGGGGCCGCUUCUACGGAUGAGUCCAUCACCCCGAGCCAUAAAGCAAGCAAAGUACCCCAAGGCAAGCCCCCUAUUCAGAAGAGUUUAAGCCAUGGAGGCGUGUCACUCCGGCAAGCCUGGCUCAAAAGACCACCAAACGAUGCUUCAACGGAUGACUCCAGCGUUCAUUCUCCAGGUGCCGUGGUCUGCAAACCCCCAACCUCGCCUGUAGCGGUAUCUCCACCCAUCUCACCACCGGUGCACAAGGGAUCGCCUGAUGAGAUUCUAUCAAGAGCCGGAAGUGAAAGAAGAAAAAAGAGUGUUGAGAACAAAAGGGCUCAAACCUUGGCUGAAGGGUCGUUCUUCAACCAGCCAAUCAUGAAGCACUACUCAUUCCCAAGCACUCCGGAGGGCAAUCUACCCGGGGGCAGGAGAGCAAGCCACGGUCUGAGUGGGACACUCUCCCUCCUCGGACAAACGCACGACACAGACAAGAAUCUAAAAAUUGAGACAAGGAACUUGCUAGAGGAGUCCAAGAGCACCUUGAAUGACCCCAUUCAACCAUCAACUUGUACCGAUGAUGAUGACGAAGAUGUUUCCCUUUCAAGUGAAGCCAGAUAUCUUCUAAAAGCCUACAAAUCUCUCACUAGGAACGAUAGGGAUGCAUCCAAGUUAAGCACGCCGUUGCCAUGGUUAAAGGACCUUCAUUUGGACUCUCUGACCAAUAUAUUACAUCAGAUAAUGCUCCAAACAGUCAACUCUCUGGCAAGCAGUAGAUGGGAACUCAGGAGAAUGAGCCAGCAGGCCUUGCCCCUGGUGGCGGAGUGUCUUCGAUGGUACCACCCUGAGACCCUGGUGAACUUCUGGAAGCAAUGCUUGACCUCCGAGGCCAGCCUCCUCUGCUACGGUGCUGCAAAUACCUUGAAGCACAGUAUCCAACAUGCCAAUAGAAUGAUGCAGUAUCUACAGCAACCUGUCGCAGGCUGGAGGAGAGACUCUGAAACCUGCCGUCAGGUCUCAGCCACCAUCGUAGUCACCGUCACACAGGGUCUAGCUGACUAUGCCACCACUGCCAAACAGCUCAUGGAGAGAGAGGUCAUCGACAAGCUAUCUGUUGUCGCCAUGGAGAUCCUCCUUAUCUCGUUGGCCCACUUUGAAGAGGAACUAGAACAGGAGAAGGAUUCUCUUGAUGAGGCACUUCACCAGUUCCAAACCCGUAUCUUCAGUCACGCCCACCCUGAGAGCGAGGUCUGCACCCAGCAUGCCAGGUUCACCAAUGCUCAUGAUGUGCUUAUGCCAUUGGAUGGAUUCUUAUGUUGUUGCCUCCGUGAUGAGAACGCAGCCCCUCACAUCAGGCAGCUGGAGCGCUACGUCCUCCAGGAGACGCACUGUCUCAUCCUGGACUACCUGAGGCGAUGUAGUCCUGGCACAGCGAGCCAGACCUUACCUCUGUACCUGGCCCUUCUCCAGGACUAUCAGCAGGAUGAAAGCAUCUCAAAGACUCUACUGGAUGGAUGCUGCCUGUUAGUCACUAAGGUCAAAGGUCACAUCACGGAGAAUGGCAAUUCAGAGAUUCCCAAGGAGUUUGAUAACAACCUACAACUUUCCCUGGCUCUUAUUGCAUCACUGAUUAAGAUCAAGACCCUGGAUUUAUCUACCAUGCGACAGAUGCUAGAGAUGUACCAGGAUCUUAGUCUUUGCAUCCAGACCUCGGCACAUCUGCAGAAACUUUUCUGUGCAAUAGCCUCAAGAAUAGAUCUAAUACCUCUGACUAAAGUGUCCCUGAACCCAACUGAUGAUAAUAUGGCUGGUAGACUAGCACUGUUUGCAUCGAAUGAUAUUCCGGCUAGUCCUGUUGAUACCAUGAGGAUAUCAGAUGAUGAGGACGAUGAUGAUGACAGAAAGGGUUCCAGUCAUCCCUUGUCCGAGUCUCUGGCCCUCAACGCCAGCAGUGGCAGCGGCCAGACACCACGCCUCUCCUCUGGCAGUGAUCAAGCCUCCAGAAUGGCAGGGGUUUCCCCGUCUCCAGGGACAGACUUUGACGAUGAAGAUUCCGACUGGGAUAGCUGGGAUGAGGAUGAAGAGGACCAGUCUGUCUUUCGAGAGGCCAUGUCGGAUUUCCUUCGCCAACUUCAAGGAUAUCUUGGAGCUGACACAUUCCAAGCAGAGUUGACCCAUUCCAGCAACAGCGAGCGACAGUUCAUCAGACACUUGCUUAGCAAUUGAGAAACCACUUCUAAGAAUUUUUUUGAAGAAGAAGUAAACUACAAAAAAGGACAACAUGUGAUUGAUGAAUCCCUCAUGACUUUGCUCAUUUGAAGGGAUCGUUUUACUUUCAUUCAGGAUCUAAAGAUAUAUUUUUUCUCUUGCAGCUAAUUCUGUAACCACCAUUGCAUACCUAUCAGUCUGACAGGAAUCACCAGAUAUUUUUAAGGUAAUCGGUCGAUUGAUCGGUGCAAUAAUGGUGACUGUAGUCGUAAGCGUCCCUAGGUACCGUAGUGUAUGAAUAACUUUUUUAACUUCCUGCGAAACAUGAAAUGAUGCUUAUGAAAUAGAAUUUCAGGGUUUCCUCUUGAAACAUUAUUGCAUUCUCUGACAGUAUAUAUGUAGGGCACCACAGCACAGAUUUUUGCAAACCUCCACUGUUAAUCACUCCCUUUUAAUCAUUUGAUUAUCGAGCACUCUCCUGGAGAGAGAUUCAUUGUGUCAUAUGCUAGAAUUCCGUGACCGAUUGCCUCAGUCGGGUUCAGCAGCUUGUAACAUUAAAGGGGAAUGAAACCCUUGGAACAAGUAGGCUUGUGUCGAAACAGAAAAAUCAAAGAAUAAGAACAAAGAAAGUUUGAGAAAAAUCGAAGAAAUAAUGAGAGAGUUAUGAGCAUUUGAAUAUUGCGAUCACUAAUGCUUCAAAUUGGCAAUGCGACAAGGAUGUGUGAUGUCACAUGUGAACAACUUUUCCUUUGAUGGACUAUAAAAUACCCCCAAAAUGUCUCUUUUUGCUUUUUCAUAUGGUGAUACAAACUCUUUAUCCAUGAUGUAUUCUUUAAAAAUCUGUACUACAUGCCCUCCUAUAGAAAGAAUCUAUGCUCUACUGAUAGAUGUGAAAAAAGAGGCAGUUUAAGUGAAAUAUAUACUAAAGUAAUGGGGAGAGUUGUUCACAAGUGACAUCACACAUCUUUGUCCCAUUGCCAAUUUGAGGAUCUCCAUAGCAUUAGUGAUCGCAAUAUUCAAAUGCUCAUAACUUUCUCAUUAUUUGUCCGAUUUUUCUCAAACUUUCGUUGAUCUUUUUCUUUGAUUUUUCUGUUUUCACACAAGCUAUCUUGUUCCAAAGGUUUCAUUCUCCUUUAACAUAUAACUUCUUUUCAUUGUAGUUCCGAUGGGCAGUGCACAGGAGUGAGUCAGUUGCAAUCAAAAUAGAAUGAAUAGGUGCAUCCCUUUGUGUCAAGGGUUUUAAAUUUGGAACACAAAUUUGCAAACAUGAAUUCUAUAAAACAAUCUAACCCCCCAAAUCUAUAGCUACUCAUUAUCUCUGACAGAGUAUAAAGAAGGAGCAUGGUCUCAAACCUACCUAAAAUCAUGAUAUCCACAAUGAAAUAGCAGACAUUACUGGGAAAAUGUAUCUUGGACUGGUUGCAUAAAGAGUUGCAAUCAAACGCAACUUGAUUUUCAACCAAUCAAAAGUGUGUAUUAUUGACUUGUGAUUGAUUUUUGUUGUUGCAUUCAAAUGCUAUUCUUUCUGCAAUGAGGCCCUUAUCUGAUAUUUGAUAAAGGGGGGGGGGGAUGAUACAGUAUUUUAUCCAAAGGCAUGAAUAUUUGCCUACACGUAAGAGCUAUAUUUUUCUCCUGUAUAUUUUUAAUUUAAAGAGCAUCUGAAAUAACUCUGUUUAUUUUAGUAAUCUUUACUUUUUACAAUUAUAAAAGACUUCAUUUCGCAAAGCGAUCAAAUUGUCAAGAUUCGUAUUUCAAGUCUGCAGUUGAACCUGUGCAAAAUAUAUGUAGAUAUUGACUGUGGUGGAUUUUCGUAGUGUGCUUCAGUAAUUGUAAAAGUGAUUUUUCAUUGCUUUGGCCAUGCCAUACACAAAAAUGUAUGCGUGGUAAACAUGGUUAUGUUUUAUUGCUCUCUACCUCAGAUGAACAUUUGUACAAAUUCAUUUUGAGUUUUGAAACAAGAUCAAGUUUAUUUUUUUUGUCUCUUUACUGUAGUAGUCUGUACAAAUUUUAGUCAGAAUAAGUUGUAUCACAAUUUUAAUCAAUGCACUCAGUGUGUGUUUAAAUGGCCUUUAGAGACUGUUCAGAAUUCAUUGAAUAAUCUUCAUCGUACUCCUGAAAAUACAUAUACAUGUAUGUUACAAAGGCCAGUGUAUCAUUGUGUAUAGCCAAAACUUUCACUCUGAAAUAUACUCUGAAAUUUAAAAGCUUUUUAGAGAGUCCUAGUGUGCUGUAUCAUAUCCAAUAGUUAACAUUUUUCUUUACAGAUGAUCGCUUUUCAUGCAUUGUUUAUGUGUAGAAAAAUGUUUUCAAGAUAUUGGAUAGUCACCCUUCAAGAGACACUAAUAUUUCUUUAACUGGAACUUAAGCCCAAUGCGCACUAUGCGAUCCAGUGCAAAGGUUUUUUU